AUGGACUAUGAAAGACAAAUAGGACAAAAGGAUAAGUUUACACCUUUUAUAAAGUUCUUUGAGAAAUUUGUUGAUAAUCGUAUCUCCAAUUAUAAACUCUCAGAGUAUGCAACAGUAGAUGAAAUGUUUGCUGCCUUUAGAAGGAACUAUCCAUUCAGGAUCUACAUGCCAAGUAAACCAGCAAAAUAUGGCAUAAAAAUAUUUAUUUUGGCAGAUGCUAAAACUUUCUAUGUGUCAUGUAUGGAGGUCUACAUGGGGAAACAACAAGAAGGCCCUUCUGUAGUAGAUAAUUCAGGAACAGCAGUGGUAAAAUGGUUGGUGUCUCAUAUAAAUGGGUCUGGAAGAAAUAUUACGAUGGAUAAUUGGUUUACAAGUUACAGACUUGCAGAUGAUCUCUUGAAGGAUUAUAGAUUAACAUUAGUUGGUACUCUGAGAAAGAACAAGAUAGAACUUGCUCCUCAAUUUGUUGCCACAAGAGGCAGAGCUGAAUACACAAGCUUGUUUGGUUUCCAGAAGGAUGUUACACUGACCGCAUAUGUUCCCAAGAAAGGUAAAAAUGUUGUCCUACUGAGUACAAUGCAUCAUGAUGCUGCAAUUGAUGAAAGUACAAAAGAAAAAAGAAAAUCAGAGAUUAUUACCUUCUACAACAGUACUUACUAA
This is a messenger RNA of Octopus sinensis (East Asian common octopus), 660 nucleotides long. RefSeq lists its product as uncharacterized. The record is from RefSeq and is a predicted model, not a curated record. The transcript has a single exon. NCBI's taxonomy places the organism in Eukaryota, Metazoa, Mollusca, Cephalopoda, Octopoda, Octopodidae. Bases 1 to 660 code for a protein of 219 amino acids.